AUGCGUCCCCUGCAGCGUCCCCGGCCAUCUCCCCCGGCCAAUGCCAGCAUCCAGCUUCCGUGUUCAGGUCCCUGCGAGCGCCGGGGACGUACGGGACGAACAGGGGCCGGAACCUGCGGCAAAUUUAAAAAUUUUAGAAACUGUCAUUUUCUAAUAAAUGAUGUUUCAAACCAUUUCACAUACAUUUUGUCCCUACUGCUUUGUCCUGUGCCCUGCCUGCAUUUUUACUGUUCUUUCUGCCUGGAAACUUAGAAAAGUCCAUGGCGUCCAAAAAGAGUCUCUUUAUGUCAAAAGCAGUUUUAGACCGGCUAGAGAACAGCGAUAGUGAAUUAGAACCACUUACAGAAUUGA
Messenger RNA from Staurois parvus, 351 nucleotides. Lineage: Eukaryota; Metazoa; Chordata; Amphibia; Anura; Ranidae. The record is from the annotation of a GenBank genome assembly.